This is a messenger RNA of Racocetra persica, 244 nucleotides long. The record is from the annotation of a GenBank genome assembly. NCBI's taxonomy places the organism in Eukaryota, Fungi, Glomeromycota, Glomeromycetes, Diversisporales, Gigasporaceae.
AUUGAAUACUCUUUCAGAAGAUAGUUCAAUAUUUAACCAAUUAUAUACUAUAGACAAUAACAAUUUAAUAACUAAAAAUGUAGUCUUUUCUGAUUAUAAUCAGAACUCUGAUGAUUUCAAUACAUUUAAAAAUAUUAAGUAUGCAUUUAUACCCAGCUCUAUUUCUAAAGAAACUGAAGAAAUAGCUAUAUUUACUAAAAUUAAUCAACUUAUAAAUGCUAAUUUUAUUGUGCUGAUUAAUUAA